Messenger RNA from Patiria miniata (bat star), 2017 nucleotides. RefSeq names its product eukaryotic translation initiation factor 3 subunit D-like (gene eif3d). Lineage: Eukaryota; Metazoa; Echinodermata; Asteroidea; Valvatida; Asterinidae. The record is from RefSeq and is a predicted model, not a curated record. The transcript has 15 exons. Gene Ontology annotation, biological process: translational initiation. Gene Ontology annotation, cellular component: cytoplasm; eukaryotic translation initiation factor 3 complex. Gene Ontology annotation, molecular function: translation initiation factor activity. Bases 107 to 1783 code for a protein of 558 amino acids.
GCGCGCCAAUUUCGGGGCGGGAACAAGGUCAUAUAAUUUCUGCACAUGGCUGUGUAAAGGUUUUCGAGCAGCUGUGACAACAUUUUGCGAAAGAAUUCGCCCCAAAAUGUCGGCACAUUUCGUCGCUCCUGUCAUCCAGGAGAAUCCUACUGGUUGGGGGCCGUGUGCGGUACCGGAGAAGUUCAAAGAUAUUCCGUAUCAGCCGUUUUCAAAAGGAGAUCGACUUGGCAAGGUGUCUGACUGGACUGGUGCGACAUACCAAGACAAGAGAUACUUAGGGAAGUACUCAUCUCAGUUUGGGUCUGGUAACCAGUACACCUACUACCAUGAGCAGGAUGAAUCCUCAUUCCAGCUGGUAGAUACGGCGCGGACCCAGAAACCCAUCUACUUGCGCAACCGGAUGCGCUUUACUCAGCAACGCACGAUGCGACGCGAUCGUGAUCGGCGGGAGCAGCGUCAGCAGCAGGUCAACAUGCAGACGCUGACCAAGGCCCAGAAGGAGAGACAACGACAAGUGCGCCGGCUGCAGAAGCAGUACGGCAAAGGACGCCAGAAGUGGUCGGACAAGGGCAACAACCGAUUCUGGAAGGCUUCGGGCCCAGUGAAGACCAGGAGUGCCUCGGUGCAGGUCCGCAGCGAGUGGGAGGUCAUAGAAGAGCUGGACUUCCCUCGGCUCAACAAGCUCCGCUACCCGGACGUCUCUGAGUCGGAAGACCUGGUAACCUGUGGAGAGAUGGAGUACUAUGACAAGACCUUUGACCGGAUCACCACCAAGUCUCAGCGGAGACUAGCCAGGGUCAAUCGCAUCUUCCACAAGGUCACCACCACGGACGACCCCAUCAUCAGAAAGUUGGCAGGAAAAGGCAAGGUAUUCGCCACCGACAUCAUUUUGGCCACUCUGAUGUGCUGCACGCGCUCAGUCUACUCUUGGGAUAUUGUCGUGCAGCAUGUUGGUGGCAAGCUCUUCUUUGACAAGAGAGAUGACCCAGAGUUUGAUUUGCUAACGGUGAAUGAGACAGCCAUUGAGACCCCACAGGACGAGGGUAACCACAUGAACUCCCCCCGUAACCUGGCCCUAGAAGCCACCUUCAUCAACCACAACUUCUCCCAGCAGUGUCUCAAAAAGAAUGGUGAAAGGUACAAAUUUGACAAGUCCAAUCCGUUCCAAGAAGAUGACGACUCGGAAGUGGCCUCGGUUGGAUACAGGUAUCGUAAGUACAACGUGGGCGAUGACCUGGAUAUUAUUGUACGGUGUGAGCAUGACAGUGUCAUGAUGGGCUCUAACGGGGAGACGCAGUUUGUCAGCAUCAAGACGCUCAACGAGUUUGACUCUAAGUCGCUUGGCAUAGCCGAGUGGCGUCAGAAGCUGGACUCUCAGCGCGGUGCCGUGCUGGCCACCGAGCUCAAGAACAACAGCUUCAAGCUGUCCAAGUGGACGGUGUGUGCACUCCUCAGUGGAUCGGAUCAGAUCAAAUUUGGCUAUGUUUCUCGACUGAACCCGCGAGACUCCUCCAAGCACGUCAUCCUGGGCUCGCAGCAGUUCAAGCCCGUGGAGUUGGCCUCCCAGAUCACACUGAACAUGGAGAACUGCUGGGGUAUCCUGCGCUGCAUCAUCGACAAGUGCUUCAAGCUCAAGGAGGGCAAGUACCUCAUCCUCAAGGACCCCAUGAAGCCUGUGAUUCGCAUCUACGACAUCCCCGAUAACACCUUCAGCUCCGACGACGAAGCGGAAGAGACGUCCUCAUCAUCAGAUGAAGAUGAUGACAAUGAUGAAGAUGCAUAAACCCUCAAGAAACUCCAAGGAUUUAUCAAGGAUCUGCAAGUCAUCACCGAUCAUCACAAAAAGGAGCUCGGCACUCACUGCCCGUAUUUUCGUUAUUCCACUCUCACCGAAGGCUCAGAACAUAUUUUUCUCUACACAAGUGACAUCAUUGCUGCUCUACGCCAGCGUCAAAUGAAAUUCCAAAAUUCCAAAUAAUUAUGUGAUGGGACACUUUAAUUGUAAUCAAGUGAAAAA